Melopsittacus undulatus (budgerigar) is the source of this 5220-nucleotide messenger RNA. It is a transcript of the gene MBNL3, whose product is annotated as muscleblind like splicing regulator 3. Gene Ontology annotation, cellular component: nucleus. Gene Ontology annotation, molecular function: metal ion binding; RNA binding. Lineage: Eukaryota; Metazoa; Chordata; Aves; Psittaciformes; Psittaculidae. Gene Ontology annotation, biological process: regulation of RNA splicing. The record is from RefSeq and is a predicted model, not a curated record. The transcript has 9 exons. The coding region runs from base 940 to 2019 and encodes 359 amino acids.
GGCGGCGGAGGGGCCACGACGGCGGCGGCUGCUGCCCUGCUAGCUCCGGCACGGCGGGACCGGAGACCAGCAGUCCCGGCGUCAAUGUUGCUGAAAAGUGCCUUUCCUGAAGCCGCCGCUGCUUGGAUCGCUGCCUCGGGCUGCCUCCCUCUGCCCCGCGCCCCCCGCUCUGUUUAACCGGCGUCGCUUGCGGUCCGCGCCCCGACGGCAGCGCCUCCAGCCUCCCCGCGGGUUUCGGUUCCGCUCCACAUUCACACGCAGCUCGCUCAGCCAUUUUAAUUCGGUUUUAGUUUGCUCCUGCCCCCGAGUAUGUAGCAAAUAUCGAAAAGAAAGAGGAAAAAAACCACCCCACAAAACGAAAGAAAUCAGACGUCCUUUUGCUCGUUUUGAUGCUCGCGAACCGUAAUUUUUAGAAGCAAGAAAUAGAAGGAAAAAAAUACCCCCAGAAAACGAAGUUUUCUCCCCAAGGACCGAGACCAUUCCACAAACUGAAGUGCUGCCAACAGCAUAUGCUUUUUGCAAGAAUAAUUGAAACCAUUAACUGGAGAGCACAGAAUCCUUUUGAAAGUCUGCCAGUUCUUUGCAAGUAACUCCGGCAGUGGCACAAAAUCUAACACUUGUAUUUUAACUUCUACAAUUGCACUUUUAGGAGCUGGCCUCUCAUUUGAUUUUCAGUUGUUCUGAUAAGAUUUCUAUUUUAUGAUUGGCUUUAUGUUUAAUUCUUGUUUCGAGAAACACGAUUUGACUUAAAUGAAAACCUAAGUGCUAAUGAAUAGGAGUUCUACCAAAGCAACAAGUUAGUUAUUUCUUCGUGUUUAACUUGAAUUCACUUUUUUACCCGUUUUUUUAAACAAACAAGAAGAAACUCAAGCGGCUCAGCAGUACCUGGUGCCCCAAGGAAGGGUGCCCUCGCUUGCUUGGUCACUUUUGGUUUUUACUAUGGCUGUAAACGUUUCCCUGGUGCGGGAUACGAAGUGGCUGACGUUAGAAGUGUGUCGGGAGUUUCAGAGAGGAACUUGUUCUCGGUCUGAUGCAGAGUGCAAGUUCGCCCAUCCGUCACGGAGUUGCCAUGUGGAAAACGGUCGAGUUAUUGCCUGCUUUGACUCCCUAAAGGGCCGGUGUACCCGAGAGAACUGCAAAUAUCUCCAUCCUCCCCCCCACUUGAAAACACAGCUUGAGAUAAACGGCCGCAACAACCUGAUCCAACAGAAGACAGCCGCAGCCAUGUUCGCUCAGCAGAUGCCGUUCAUGCUUCCAGGUGCCCAGCUACAGCCCAUUACAACGUUUCCUGUGACUCCAUCGCUUGCAACAAGCCCCACGAUGGCUUUUAGUCCCUACCUGAGUCAUAUUUCUCCUGGGAUGGGAUUGGUUCCUGCAGAGCUGUUACCAAAUACUCCUGUCCUGGUUUCUGGAAAUCCUACUGUUACAGUACCAGGAGGCUCUGCUGGGCAGAAACUGAUGCGUACGGAUAAACUGGAGGUGUGUCGGGAGUUCCAGCGUGGGAAUUGCACGCGUGGUGAGAACGAUUGCCGCUAUGCUCACCCCAUAGAUAUCGCAAUGAUAGACACAAAUGAAAACACUGUCACAGUCUGCAUGGAUUACAUCAAAGGCCGAUGCUCUAGGGAGAAAUGCAAGUACUUUCAUCCCCCUGCACACCUGCAAGCCAAAAUCAAGGCAGCUCAACACCAGGUGAACCAGACAGCUGCAGCUGCAAUGGCCCUGCCGCCUGGUGCACUUCAACCUUUACCAAAGAGGCCAGCACUUGAAAAAAACAAUGGUGCCACCACAGUCUUUAACCCAAGCGUUUUCCACUACCAACAGGCUCUAGCCAACAUGCAGUUGCAACAGCCUGCAUUCAUCCCUACAGUGCCCAUGAUGCACGGUGCUACGCCCACCACUGUGUCUGCAGCAACAACUCCUGCCACCAGCGUCCCCUUCGCUGCAACAGCUACCGCCAAUCAGAUAUCCCAGUUAUCAGUAGAUGAACUGAGUAGCAGCAUGUUUGUUUCACAGAUGUAGAAGUUCCCAAUAGAACACAGAUCAUGUUGAAAUUCUGAACAGUAAAAGUAUGGAGCACCAGGACUUCUUGGUGGAAAGCUGCGCAUGGCCUUUCUGUAUAUAUCCCCUCUUCCCUCUCUCGUUCUCUACCACCUCUACAGUAAGCCUGUUGCAGCCUACAUGUUAACCAAAAACUGAGCAAUGGGAAUGUCAAAAAAACCCAGAAAAGACAAAAAAAAAAAGCACUAUAGAAACACUUAACAAACAGCGCUCUGAUAUACGAGAUAUACCAGUAGGAAAUUAUAAUAGACUUUUGUAACACAUAACUUUAACACACUUAAUCAUUUUCUGACUACCAUCCUGAGAAGUGCAGCUGCACAGCGGACUGUUGGUUUACUGUAUACUAUCGAUGGAUAAAUGUUUGUCUUGUUUUUAAAGUGUUAUCUUCCUGUUUUGUUUACAUCAUAGUCUAUUGAUUUGUUUGGAAGUGUACAUCAUUAUCAAGUAUACUCAGUACCAUCUUUUCAUUAUUGUUAUGUCUUAAGUUUUCAUAUUCUGUAGGUUUUAUGGGGUUUUGUUUGGUUUUGUUUUUUUUUUACUAAAAAUGUUAUUGUGGGAAACAGGAAUUACGUGCUGGAAAACCACGACACAGGAAUGUUCUGCCCUUUGCUGGAGUUUGCUGUUAGCAUCAGCUAAAGAUGCUCAUGUUAAAUGCUUCUUCUAAGCAUUUAAAAUUUGCCUUCAGAUAGAGUGUUCAAACUUGUAGUACAAGGGAUGCGAAAGGACAGUUGUCAUUUCAGUCCAGCUCAGGGUAUUUCUUUCAGUACAGUGAGCUGAUUCUGGAAACCUAUUGGGGAAACCCACACGUAAAAUCCCAGGUUCAGGAAUGAUUGGCUCAGCUGGUGAUAAGCAUCAAGGGAUUUCUGCAGUUCUGUUGUCCAUGGAAGUGCAUUCUCAGCUGCAAACUGCGCACAAUCUCUCAUGGUGCAGUGAAAACAAAAGUAAAAGGUGUGAGGUGAGACAGCUUCAGUUGGGUAAAAACUUGUGUUGGAGAGGAGCUGGAGUGGGCCAUAGCCGUGACUUAGCCCAAACUGGGUAAUGCCAUGCCCAGUGGCUUGUCUUCACUGAGCAUGCUGAAACAUUUCAGCCUGAAAACUGAGGUGUCUCUCCUUGAAAUGCUGUCAGCGUGCACCAGUUCUUUACUCACCAUUUUCCAUAAGUGGGUGAUUUUUUUUCCCUGUGAUCUCUGGCCCUCUAAAGCAAACACAGCAGUGACAAAGCAGGAAAAAGCUCAGCAUAAGCUUCCUACCGUAGAUAAAUGUUCAUCUUAAUGGAGCUCCUGUAGGUCAGUGGAUUUAUUUUGGCACCUUCUACUUGAUCAAGAGCAAUGUUUGCCUCACAACAAGGGCUAGUUCUCAAUACCUCCUUUUCUGACACAUGAAUAAACUGAUUUCCAGCCCGUGCACCCUGGACAGUCCAGCCUGUUACGCUGUAUUGCUGAACAAUCUGGCUGCAGAAUGCAUUUUGGUUGAGGAUACAACCAAAUUCAUCCCUGUCAUAGCUCUACCAUAUCAUUGGCAUUAUGGAAGAGAUGGAUUUGCUGCUGUAAAUCCACAAACUCCAUAGGAGGAGAAAGAAAAUGGUGAUUGAAACCAAGCAGGAGGCCAGCUCCCAGCAUCUGGGGGGGCUGGCCAGCCCAAGCUCGUGGUGGUCCUGUGGGGUGCCAAAUUCUGUCAAACCAGGUUCUUUUUUCUUUUCCAAGCUCCUUGGCCUUGGUUGGAGACUUUCAUUGCCCCCUCCUCUCCAGUGUGAGCAUGGAUAGUUUGCUAAAUGUGCAUCUCCAUGGAUCACAAGUGAUAGAGGGGCACGUAGGGCACAGCCAGUGUGUCCCAGCGCAGGCUCUGACCUUCUGCCCGUGGAAAGCCAUUCAUGGCAAGAACUUUUGAAGAGCCCAGCUCUAAAAGGCCUUCAGCAGGCUUUGAAACAAACCCUGAGAGAGGGGGAAAAACUAUCCCCAACCCAGGAGCUCCUUUAUGAACCCCAUGUUUGGACAGUCACUUGUCCAUAGCUGUUCCCCUGCCAUCAGCAUCCCUAAGCAGCAGCGUUGUCUGAAAUCAGUGACUCCCCUUUGUGUUGGCGACCACAUCCCUGUUCUUUUCACCACUGAGUUUCUGUUUCCCAAAAACCAUAACAUUGUUAGUGGAAAAAGUGGAUUUGAGUACUUCCUGUUUGAAAUUAUUUGUGUAUCAAACAAAUGGGUUUUGCACAACCUGUGCCAGUGCCUCAACAAAGAACAGAACUGAUCUUCUUAAGCCAGAAAGGAUGCAUUCAAGCUUGUAUGGCUUUAUGAGUUGAAGGAGGUUGGAAUUUUUUCAGUGCUAAAAGGAUUUUUGUAUAUCUUGACACUUUGAUGUAACCUCCUCUUUUAUUUAUCGACUUCAACAUCUGGCAUAGAUGUGCAUAGAAUGUAAACCUAGAAUACAGCUGUUUCCCUGUCACAUUUAAAGCACUGAAAAAAAAGAAGAGAAAGAAAAGUGUUUAAGGAUUAUUUUUUAUUAAAGAGGUCCAAUGAGGGAUGUUCAGGGUAGUUAUUAGGUGCCACAACAGUUUUUAUAUUGCUGGCAAAUUUAGAGUUAAUUUGUAAAUGAGUUUAAGGAAAGAAAAGCUUGAAGCACUAAACUUCACCAAAUUCAAAACAAUCUCGGCACCAAUGCCGCUUUGAGGUAGCACUAUUUAAACUAGUUGUGCAAUGAACUUGCUCUAAUUUUCUUUGUUCAAGAAAGAAAAGAAAAAAAGCCAGUCGCCAGACUAUAAAUUUCCUAAAUAGACUAUUACAAAGUCACCGAGCUAGUUAGUGACUCUAAACAAAUGUCAUAAAAGCAUGAAUAUCAUCCUUUAUUUGACAAGAGAUGUAUGUAAGUUUGUUUAAAUCGAUAUAAUUUUAGUGACAUUUUUAUAAGCUUCCCACUUUCCAUGAACCUAUAUUUUUUAUUUAUCCAAAGUGAUUUCUCUUUGUCCAUUUCUCUCAGCCUUAUGCAAACAAUAUGCAAGAAAUGCUGAAACUUGGAUAAAACGGGUCAUGCAGAGGGAAAAUGAAAGCUGAGAUGGAUCAUUUUCACGGGAAAAGGUUGUUAGUAGUUUCAAUACAAAGUACUACUACUAAACUGUAACAUAAGCAGACAAUAAAAGAGGGAUUUAAAAUAAAAUGGAUUCAUAAAACUA